This is a messenger RNA of Magallana angulata, 1916 nucleotides long. Its product is annotated as tripartite motif-containing protein 3-like. Bases 108 to 1757 code for a protein of 549 amino acids. The transcript has 2 exons. Gene Ontology annotation, molecular function: protein binding; zinc ion binding; ubiquitin-protein transferase activity. NCBI's taxonomy places the organism in Eukaryota, Metazoa, Mollusca, Bivalvia, Ostreida, Ostreidae. The record is from RefSeq and is a predicted model, not a curated record. Gene Ontology annotation, biological process: positive regulation of DNA-templated transcription. Gene Ontology annotation, cellular component: chromatin; nucleoplasm.
GGUAAGACAUGCACCACUAGGCAAGGAAGUCAGAGAUAAAUGAUGUAUAUAUCAGCCAUCUUGAAUUGUAGAGGAAUUCUCUUAUAAGGCUAACAAGUUGUCUGGUAAUGGACCCCCGUCGUAGUGCCCAGGAUGUGUUACGGUGUCAGCUCUGUGCGUCGCCGGGACCCCCUAUGUACUGUGACAUUUGUCACAUACAUCUGUGUAAGAGCUGUGUGGGGGAACAUCUCUCCGAUUUUAACACAGAACACAAAAUCGUGCCAUUUGGAAAGCGGGGAUCUACUACUCCAUGUUCAAAACAUUCCUCAAAACUAUGUGAGCUUUACUGUGAACAAUGCGACAGUCCUAUUUGUGUACAUUGUGCUUCUUCUAAAGAACACCAAGGUCAUAAAUUUGUUGACAUUUUGAAAACACUAGAACUCCAUAAAGCAGUCAUACAGAAAGAUUUAGAAGAAUUAGAGGGCUCCAUAUAUCCUAAAUAUCAGAAAAUUGUAUCUGACAUCCCAGUUCAAAAAGAUGAUUUGAGUAAAAACUCACUGGAAGUUUCCACAUCUAUCAACAAACACGGAGAAGACCUGCACAGAGUAAUAAAUGUGGUCGUAAAGAAACUGAAAGAUGAUCUCGGUGAAAUGGACUCCAAAUACCUGGCUGUCCUAGAAAAACAUGAAGACGAAAUUAUGCACACAAUUUCUGAUAUAACACUAGGCAUUGCAGAUCUAAAGAAAUUACUGGUCUGCCAUGAUUUAAACCUUGUCUCUGCCUACAAAUCCAGGAACGCUGAAUUCAGAAGACUGCCUCCUAAACUGACUGUUACCUUACCAAGUUUUGCCCCUCAGAAGAUAAACAAAGAACUGAUUUACAAACAGUUUGGUUUCUUGAAAUCGUUGUCCAUCGAAACAGAAGAACAUGGCUACACAUUAGAUUUUCCUAAUGCGGAGCACUUUCCCUCGAAUAGACCGUUCAUGGACACUCCUCAGAUUAUCGCUGAGAUAACCACUGAUUAUUAUACCCGGAAUGUGUCCUGUCUGAGUGAUGAAGACAUCUGUAUAAGUGGUAGCAACAACAUUAUGAGAUUGUACAACCUACGACGGGGACUUGUGAAGUCAGUGCAAACCAAGUCAGGGAACGCGCCAAAUGACAUAGCAGUGACAAGGAGUGGGAAUAUAGUUUAUACUGACAAAGUUGAUAAAACUGUUAAUGUUGUAGACAAUAAAGUGAUCAGACUUUCGGGAUGGAGACCUUUGGGUGUCUGUACUUCCUCCGCCGGUGAUCUUCUAGUUACCAUGGUAGGCGAUAAUGAGAAACAACAAACAAAAGUUGUGCGUUACUCUAACUUCAGAGAGAAACAAUGUAUUCAGUUUAAUGAUGAUGGACAAAAUCUUUAUUCAUCAGGCGAGAGUACCAAAUAUAUCAGUGAGAACAGGAACCUUGAUAUCUGUGUAUCUGACUAUGGAGCCCAUGCAGUCGUUGUGGUCAAUCAAGCCGGGAAACUCCGGUUUACCUACACUGGUCCUCCCUCUACUCUUAAGGAAUCAUUCUAUCCCCAAGGUAUUGCUACAGACAGCCAGAGUCGGAUUCUGACAGCAGACCAUGACAAUAACCGUAUCCACAUCCUGGAUCAAGACGGACAGUUCCUCCGCUACAUUGAGAUUUGUAAUUUACAGCGUCCAUACGGUUUAUGUGUGGACACCAAAGACAACCUGUUUGUGGCCGAGUUCAAAACUGGUAAUGUGAAAAAAAUACGAUACUACCUGUAAAUAAACACUGUCUCAAACUCUUUAUGUGAAGAAUACUAAUGUGUAUAAACUGAAUAUGUCUGUAAAUAGCAUAAAUUGGUAAAACAGUAAUGUCUGUGUUGAAUUUUAUUUUCACGCAUUACAUAAAAAAAUAGAUUCAAUAAAGAAUUGUUACAACUC